CAUCGAUCUCCCACAGCAAGCGGCCUUAGCGUCUUGGCUCGCAACUUGCAACCGAAACCCCUCUGUAUGUUCCUGUUCCGCGUGGCCAUGCGAUGCUGGUACCUUAUUGUUUCUCUGGGUCUGGGCGCCGCCUCCCCGGAGUCUGAUGCGAGCUGUCUGGAUGAUGAAGUAACCUGCAGCAACUCUUACUUGCUGCAGAAGUCGCUUCAUGUGCAGUUGAAUCGCCAUGCUGAGGGUACCACGAAGCCGUGGGACGUGUAUGGCUACCUCGUGGCAACACACCACCAAGCGGGUAGCGUGCUGUACCAAAGCAUCAUCACGCGGGUCUUCGAUUAUUUAGGUGCCAAUUACUCCUGCCGCGAAUUCCUGAGGGGGAGUUCCGCGAUUACCUCACAAGGUGGACGCCAUCUUUGCAGCUCCACUCCAGGCUGGUGGGACUGUCCUAUUCACUGGCAUCACCAGCUCACGUAUAAGCAGCUGGAGAAGGACCGGGCGCAUGCUCAUGCAGAAGGCGUCAGCUUCAAGGCCGUUCAUAGCAUCCGUGAUCCGGCUACGAUGCUCGCCGCUGGCUACUGCUAUCACAACCGUGGGGACGACUUCCUGGCCCCCUGGCCGGACAUCCUGUUCAUGGACCCCAAGGAGGGCUUGCAGGCGGUGUUCCCGAACAUGUUCAAGGUCAUGGAAGACAUGACAAAGAUCUAUGAGAAUUCCCGAGGUGAGGUCGGUGAGGUUUUCAACUCCAGGUAUGAGAAUCUGACCCAGUCUUCGCAGAGUUUCGACGCGAACAUCCUGGCGAUAUUUGAUUUCAUGUUCGGUGGCUUCAUCACACCGGAGCAGCAGGAAGAGAUCCUCGCCUUAGCCCGCCUUGAUGAUGUCAACCGUGGAGAGCCUGCCUACUCUGCUGGGCUGAACCUGACUGAGAACCCUAAGGGCGACGAAUGUAUGGAGGCCUCCCUAGCAGUCUUGAAGACACUGGAUCUGUAUGGUCCCAUCAAAGAUCUGCAGGAGCGCCUAGGAUAUGCCUGA
This is a messenger RNA of Symbiodinium necroappetens, 1026 nucleotides long. The record is from the annotation of a GenBank genome assembly. NCBI's taxonomy places the organism in Eukaryota, Dinophyceae, Suessiales, Symbiodiniaceae.